Molecule: messenger RNA, 3322 nt
Organism: Schistocerca nitens (vagrant locust)
Lineage: Eukaryota; Metazoa; Arthropoda; Insecta; Orthoptera; Acrididae
Product: transmembrane protein 267
Exons: 2
Coding region: 67-681 (204 amino acids)
Source: RefSeq, a predicted model, not a curated record
UAUGUUUACCUGUAAAGUGUGAACUUUGCCUGAAGCGGGCAAGAAUUGAAAUGCGUGUUGACGUUUAUGACAUGUUAUCCCAAUGUUGUGAUGGGUUAUACGACGUAUGUUAUAGCUUGUUUGUUGGGUAUUGUUCCAGUGAUUGGGGAUUUUGUGGUUAGUGCAAGUGACAACCAAUUAGCCAAGUCAUUAUCAGACAAUUUAACUCAUGGAGUAAUUGGUUUUUUAACAUGGUUGUUGGUGUGCGUUCAUUAUGCACACGUAUCAGCCUACGUUUCAUUAGCUGAGUCUGCUGCUUGUUGUUUGGCAGCUUCUGCAAUUGAUGUUGAUCAUUUUGUAGCAGCAAGAUCCGUGUCUCUUGAGAAUGCUUUACAAUUGAAGUCUCGUCCAUUCCUGCACUGCACAUCAAUACCAUUAUUAGUUUUUGGUAUAGGAGUAGUUGUUGGUUAUGUACUGAAAUACUCUAUGAUGAAAAGAUAUUCAUGGUUACUUAUUGCAGCAUUACUCAGUCAUCACAUUAGAGAUUCUACUAGACGGGGCUUGUGGCUUUGGCCCUGCGGUACAACUUACCCAUUACCAUAUUAUUUAUAUGUAAUUAUUACUGUACUGAUACCAUUCUUAAUUGUAGCUGGAAUGAAACUGACAGAUACCACUUACAAUUAUGAUACAAUAAGUGUAUAGUACUGGUUAUCAAGUUCUAGAAGAGAUUUGUUACACUGUUAUAAAACUUUUAUAUCAAUACUAAUGUCCAGAAUUGCAGACAUCACUGCCAAAUUGUUGUCUUCUAUCUCUGACACUGCGUUAUUGUUGUAACUUUCAUACUUUCUCUGAAAUACUGGGAUUUAGAUAAUAAUAUGCACUUUCAUCAUUAUUGUGUAAAAAAAGUGAGUAGUAUGUUGAAAUAUAUAUUUUGCUUUAUAGUUUAGUUUCCUGAACUUUGUAAUGAGUAGAUCUGAAUUCCUAAACUAAGUACUAAUACAGUAAAAAUAAAUUUGAGAACUAUUUACUUGUGGGGAAACAGCCCUGGUGGGUGUUGUUGCCUAAACUGUAUACAUGGUCUUCUUUCGUCUGUCCUUUAUUAGAAGUGCCCGAAGUAUGUAAGUAAAUAUUUUCUUAGAACUUUACUUUAUGCCUAACUUAGAUCAGGAUAAAUGAUAGAUUCUCUCAAAGAGGAAAGAUGAUAGUGCAGUUUGAGAAUUUGCUUUGCCAAAGGGUAUAAAGAAGUAUUCACUCUUUCACAUUCACUAUCUUUGGAACAAUAUGACUACAGAUUCCAUCCAUGAGUCAUUCUGGGUCGCCAAAGUUAUCAUCAAGCACUAAAGUGUCAGUGCCACUAAAUGCUAUACCAACUACACGUGUCAAUGUGUCUGCUGUGAUGACUGUACGAUGCUUCAAUGCUCUCUUGUAGAACCUUCACUGUUGUUUGCAGUUGUUAAGAAAUUUCAGACAUGAUCUUCCAUUGGUAGAAAUGUGGAUGUGAGGCCUGUAGUGUGUGGCAGGCAAAAGGCAUUUUUAUCUAUCCAUUGACAUGAGUCAAUGUUAGCAGUGUGCAUCAUUAUCAUCGUCAUCUUUUUAUAGGUAAAAUUUCUCGUCACCUAAAAGUGAUGGAAUAAUGGAGUAAAAUCAAUAUUUGGAGCAUAUUAAGAUACACCUCACCAGUUACAGUACAUUUAAAGAACUGAUCAAUCAAACCAUGUGAUGAUGAACAACAUAGUGAUCCCCUGUCAGAUUCACUUCGGUACCCACAAGAAUAUGGGCGUCUAUAAGAUCAUAGAUCACAUAUUUCUGAUAGUUUACACCUCGUCAGACAUACCACUUUUAUUAUUUCUUUAAAACCUUCAUCCUUGCGACCUAGGUCUCCACACUAACCACAAUACUGAAACAUUUAGUCCAGGCUGUGCUUGUUCAUAACAAUAAGUAGUUUUGAAAUGAGCAAUUCAUUUUAAACCUUUUACAGUUGGUGGUUUCUUCUGAUUGCCAUACUCACAUUUGUGUGCAUGCUGAUUCACAGAUGUUUCAGUGUUUGUGUAAAGUGGUGGAAUACAACACUGGUAGCUGAAUUUGGUUCUUUUGUUUUCUUCUGUAUCUUCACUUAUUCACAUCAGUUACAGGACUAUUAGCUUCAAAUUUAUUCCAAAUGUAGGUAAUUAUUUGAACAGGUGGAUGACUAACACUUUUGCUACUUCAGUUGCAUUUAUUUAUUUUCAGACUUGCAGUAGCACUUCAGCACAGCCUUGUGGUAAUCAAUUUAAAACCGUAUUUAUCCAUUCUUGUUCCAAUGUCGCCUUCUCACAAUGUGAAUGUAAGUCGUGACUCACACCAUUGAUUGGAAAAGAAUUGAACUAUAUUUCCAUGCAGGAGUCAUACUCCAUUUGAAUCUAAUUCAAAGAAGCUAAUUAUUAGAGAAUUAAUUCAGGUUUUUUUUCAUUAAGAAAUACUGUCUGAAUCCUCUUCUCUAUAAUGGAAAGUUAAUAUACCUAGAAAGAAAUUGCUAAGAGGACACUAUAACAUUCCAACAUAUUGAUUUCCAACAUUAUCAGAUUAUGCACAGCACAUUCCUAACUACCCCUGAUGCUCCUUUGAUUGUACAGAAAUGAUAAUACUGGGUCAGUUGCACUUUGCUCUUUGUUCCUGUGUAUCAGUCUCACUUAUCACUCUGGAGGUAAGUAUUUCUGGUGUAAAGCUCUAAUCAUUAAUAAAAUCUGAUUGGUUAAUCCCCAACCCGUGCUGUGACAUUCAUGUUUUACACUUUAAAAUCAAGUUGAAAUAAAGAAACAACUUUUACACUAAUAACUUAAUAGACCACAAUAUUUAUGGAACUUUUGCAAGAUCUACUUGUAACACAUUUUGUAACAUAGUUAUGAACACACUUGUAUUAUCUAUUCAGGCUGUGAUGUAAAGCUGUGAUGUAUAGGAUAAAUAAUGUAUCUCCUCCCUUCAGGAGUGAUCAGUAGUGGUAUUUUUAUAGUUCCUUACUUCUUGGUGAAGAAAUGUGUUAUUUAUGAUAGACCAUAUAUUGGUAUUUAAUUAAAGAUAAACACAUAAAAUAUAGUCAGAGUUUGUGUCUAUUGCAGUGGGCAUUAUAUCCUUAUAUGGCUGUGAUGUUCAAAGUUCAAUCUUGCCAAAGGCAAACAUUUUAUUAACUUAAGCUGCAGUAUCCAUUGUAGCAUGAUAUUUGUACAGGUAAUAUUGUUUGUUAAAUCUGUCAAAUUCUGUACACUGAAACCUCAAAUGUACUUGAUAUUUAAUUUUACCAGAGACUAAUGUAUUUACAAUAUUUUAAAUAAAAAAGGGUUUUAAGUGUGUGUAUGCGGUGUAAACA